This is a messenger RNA of Akanthomyces muscarius, 387 nucleotides long. RefSeq lists its product as uncharacterized. Lineage: Eukaryota; Fungi; Ascomycota; Sordariomycetes; Hypocreales; Cordycipitaceae. The record is from RefSeq and is a predicted model, not a curated record. The transcript has a single exon. The coding region runs from base 1 to 387 and encodes 128 amino acids.
AUGGUUGGCUCCGACACCAUCUACCAUUCCGAGAAGAACUUGCGCGACCCCUUGACGAGAUCACUGAUUGGCAGUUUUGAUGAGCCAUCCACAUUCUCUGGUGGCUUUGAACAGUACGUCAUGGCCAAGUUCUAUUUGGCCUGGUUUGUCGAGAAGCUCGCCACACAAGUCUCGGCCGACCAUGUAAUUGUCAACAUGGCCAUGCCUGGACUCUGCAAAGGAACAGCAUUUAUUCGCCCGCCCCAUGAUACAUGGUACAUGAAGCUUGCUCUGGCGUUGAUGGGAAAGACUGCCACGAGAGGAGCAAAUGCGAUAGUUACUGCUGCUGUCGUACUUUCAAAAGCAAGUCACGGUGGACUGAUCAAUGAAGGAAAUAUCAAGCCGUAG